Molecule: messenger RNA, 921 nt
Organism: Drosophila takahashii
Lineage: Eukaryota; Metazoa; Arthropoda; Insecta; Diptera; Drosophilidae
Gene: thoc7
Product: THO complex 7
Biological process (GO): mRNA processing
Cellular component (GO): THO complex part of transcription export complex
Source: RefSeq, a predicted model, not a curated record
AAGAAGAAGAAGAAGAGCAGAAGUGGCGAUGAACGACGAGGAAAUCAUAAAGCAGCGCCUGCUGAUCGACGGCGACGGCACUGGGGAGGAUCGGAGGAUAGUGGUGCUCCUGAAGCAGUUCCUGAAGUGGGCCAACGCCAAGAACGAUUCGCCGGAGACCAAUCCCAUCAUGUACGACCGCCUGAUGGCCCAGUUCGCCCAGUGCAAGCUCACCGCGAUGAAGAAUGUCCAGACCCUGCAGAUGAUUGGCGCCGAGCGGGAGAACUACAGCAAGCUGGUGGAGCAGCACGAACAGAGCAUCGUCCUGGCCAAGGAGGAGAUCGAGGCCAGCAAGAAGGAACUGGUCACCGCCAAGCAGAUCCGCAAGAACAAGAUGGAGUACGACCUGCUGGCCUCGCUCAUCCAGGAUCAGCCGGACCGCAACGGCACCCAGAAGCAGAUCGAGACCAUCAAGAGGGAGCUCGACGACCUGGUGCAGAAGAAGCUCAAGAUGGAGCGCAAGUUUCAGAAGCGUCGCAACGACUUCACGCUGCUCAUGUACACGAUCCACGAGCUGGAGCAGCAGCUGGACCAGGACAACAGCUCGUCCUCGUCGUCCUCCUCCUCGAAUUCCUCGUCCAGCGAGAGUGACGCCCACUCGGAGCCCGACCUGGACGACAAUGGCAUCAUGGAGGUUAGCGACGAGGACGACGACCUCAACAACAGCAACAGUCCCACAAAGUUCGACGGAGUGCGCGGCGAGCCCAAGUUCCACUCCGUCUCCACGGAGGACUCGAAAGCCAUGUCCGUGGAGGAGGACACUGUGCUCGAGCUGAGCAUCGACAAGGACGAGCACGACGUGGAUGUGGCCGUGGCCAGUUAGGUUAAGCGAGUUAAUUGCAGGAAAACGUAUAAUAAAAUGCGAUGAUCGAAGAGAAAGGA